CCAACUUUCCAUUUCUGCUGUUAGUAAACCUUUCUCUUAAUUAUCUCUUUCUCUCUCAUAUACAUCAUGGGCAAAUCUGCUUGCUGUGACAAAAAUGGAUUAAAGAAAGGUCCUUGGACUGCAGAGGAAGAUCAGAAGUUGAUGGAUUAUAUUCAAAAACAUGGGCACGGCAGAUGGCGAACCCUUCCAAAGAAUGCAGGACUCAAAAGAUGUGGGAAGAGCUGUAGACUUCGCUGGACUAAUUACCUGAGAUCUGACAUCAAGAGAGGGAAGUUUUCUUUUGAGGAAGAAGAAGCCAUCAUACGGUUGCAUAAUGUUCUGGGAAAUAAGUGGUCUGCAAUUGCUUCUCGCUUGCCUGGGAGAACUGAUAAUGAGAUCAAGAAUUACUGGAAUACCCACAUCAGGAAAAGGCUAUUGAGAAUGGGAAUUGAUCCAGUGACCCACAAUCCACGCGUAGAUCUUCUUCAACUCUACUCAGUUCUCAAUUCAUCUCCCUACAUCUCGUCUCAUCAGAUUGAUAUUUCAAGUUUGCUUGGAAUUGGAUCCAUGUUGAAUCCAAAUCUACUCAAUCCAGCCACCUCUUUCUUUUCAUUUCAAAGCAGCAGCCAAGACGCUAGUCCUGAAAAUGUUCAAGAAAACCAUCUUGACAACUCCCAAGUUCAUCAAAACCAAUUCCAGAGCUUGCAGCCAAGCCAAAUUCAAGCCUGCAUAGACUCAAGUGCCCAAUUUCUAGAUGAAACCCAACUCCUGCAAGCCCAUUUGAAGCAACUUUCUACUAGCCCAGCCAAUUUCAUCUGCCAAAAUUCUUCACAAUGUUCAUGGCAAGAAACUGGAAAUUUUACAACUAUGGGAGAGAGCUUGGUGCCAUAUCAUGAGAUCGGUAACCAAACCUUGAUAAAAAGUUCAUUUGAAAAUCUAUCAAAUUUGGGUUUCAGCUCACUGAUAUCAUCUACACCUUCAUCGAGCACGACUCCAUUGCAAUCUUCGUCAACAACAUAUGUCAAUGGUAGCACAGAAGAUGAAAGGGAUAGUUACUGUAGCAACAUGUUGAUGUUUGAUAUUCCAAAUAGCUUGGAUGUUAAUGGACUCUUGUAAGAUUAGCUUGCAAGUAGGCUAACAUUUGUCUAUGAAAUAUUUUAUUUUAUUUUUGAAUUUUGAUUAUCAUAUGUGGAUACUGAAUUAAUGUAUGAAAUGGUGUAGCAUGCUAUAUUUUUGGUGAUAAAGCAAUCAAAUUAAGUAGCCCAAUUAAAUUUA
Molecule: messenger RNA, 1254 nt
Organism: Hevea brasiliensis (rubber tree)
Lineage: Eukaryota; Viridiplantae; Streptophyta; Magnoliopsida; Malpighiales; Euphorbiaceae
Product: transcription factor MYB102-like
Exons: 3
Coding region: 67-1095 (342 amino acids)
Source: RefSeq, a predicted model, not a curated record